UUUGGUACCAAUAAAAAAACCCGAUUAUUUUGCUUUUGUUUUUGUCCGCCGGUGUUUGUAUGCAUUUGGUCAUUUGGUAUCAAUUUCUAGUUUCACAUUAUAAAUAUUUAAUAGUCUCGAACUGGAGGCGUUGAAUAAAAAAUGAAAACAUUCUAGUGAUGGCCUAGUGUGUAUUGUGCUGAGGUUACGUGCCAAAGAGACAGGUAGCAAAUAAUUUCAAUGCAUACACACAACAACAAAAAACAAGAUAACGCUGAAAAUACAUGCAAAGUUAACCACCAGCAUCAGUAGCAGCGCUUGACUAGUUAGGAUAAGCAAGGGGAGGAGACGGUUUACCAGUCAGCCAGACAAGCCGGAAAAAAUUAUAUUUUCAACGAAAGACAACGAAUUUCUUUCAUUAAGCAAAGUUCACAUAUUUCUACAUUCCCUCGCUUUCAUAGAGACUUGAAAAUAUAACUGCGGCUUCAAGGUCUUUAAGUGAAAAAGCAAAAAAAAAAAACUAUAAUGACCUCGGUGCUCAAGUAUAUGUCGCUGCUGACUACCUGCUCAGUUUUUGCGGCGUUAAUUUCUAUUGUUUGGCAAGCAUUUUUGUCCCUGAAACAGCUAAACAAAUUAACUAGUAUACUCACCGGGCUUUUGGCGAUCGAAAGCAGCUUAAAGAAGCCACUUGAGGCGCCUAAGGUAGCAGUAGGUUAUGGCGCCUGCACAGAUUUGCUGCUCCAUGCUACUGAUUUUCUGAACUACACUGAGGAGCUGGUAAAGGGAAUCGGUCCGGAAUUUACUGUAGACGAGGUGAAUGACAAACAAGAAUUAUUGCAAACGUUCGCCUACUAUUUUCAAAAUGGUGCCGCUGCAGAGCGUAUCAUGCCCAACACUGAACUCUUUCGUGAACUUGUACAAAUCGCUAAGUCUCGGCAUCGGGACAGCGUACAAUGGUUUCUAGGCGGCAAUGCUCCACUAAUGGGCACCAGAUUUCAUUUGGAAGGGGCCAAUGUACUGCUAGGAGCGCGUGUCUCCCACAAACUGCGCCGCCUAGUACCAGCAGCAAUACAAAUCGCAGGUGACGAAAUUCCCGAGGAUGAUAUCCACCUUAUAUUGGAGUACAAAUUGGGUGAUACUUGGGGUCCACUCGAAGCACCUCGUGCCAACCGCUAUAUAUUGCAUAGCGAUCAAAAUAAUCCACAUUUGAAUUCAGUUGAGCACUUUGGUGAGGCUUUAAGAAAUUUUCAACCACGCUUACUCGUUAUUAGCGGUAUACAAAUGAUGGAUAGCUAUAAGUUUGCACCAGGCGUACGCGAAGCCCGACUGGAAAAAGUACAAGAGCAAAUCACUUCACAAACGUCCACCACCUUGCAGCAUUUCGAAAUGGCAAGCUAUGUAGAAAUCGAACUACUUCAGCUGUUGCGUCAAUACAUUCUGCCUUAUGUGGACUCGCUGGGCAUGAACGAGCAGGAGCUGGGAAAUUUGCAACAAGUGCUUACACAUGGACGCACCACACUUGCUACCGAUUGGAAUCCACGCGUUGCUACCGCUUUGGAUCAAAUGCGCGCCGUAUUCCAAAUUUUGGCACAAGAUUUCUACAGAAACGUUACUGGUUUGCCGCGUAGACGCCUACUGACACGUAUGCAUGUGCAUACACUUGCCUAUCAGGCCCUACUGACAGUACGUGAUUCACAGUGGGAGCGCACACAAUUAGCUGCGGCUAAAGCAGCACUUAUUGCUCAUCGGCAUGUCUGCCAAACGGAUAUGAUCAAUCCCGAAGCGGCUACACUCUUGUUAGAUGAUAGUUUCGCUACUACAGCUCAGAUUAAGGGGACAGCUAAUCGCAUACAAUUCAAUACGCAAAACCCUGUGCCAUGCUGGAAUGAAACUAUUGCUGUGAACGAUCAAAAAUCAUUACCCAUUGAAAUUUGUGUGGCCCCAGUGCUAGUGUGCCGUGUAGCUAAGAAAACGGCAGGCGCUGGCGAUAAUAUCUCGGCAGCUGCGCUGUCUCAACAGCUAUAAAUCAUAAAAGAAAAAUCAUGACAUAUAUAUUGAGUGCCCUCUCCAAACGACUGCUGUAACCCAGAGUGACCUUAAUAGCAUGUGGAUCCUGAGACCUGUAGUAUGGGACUCGAAUAAGUACAUACUAGGCAAAAUAAAAAAAGACAAAAAUCUAUUGCAAUCCUGUCGAUGCAAACAUUCCUGAACGGGCAAAUCAAGACAUUUAAUUGUUCCUUUACCUUAGAGAAAUUUACAUCAGUGUAAUAUUAGUUACACUAAUAUAAAAGUAUAGCUUCAAUUUGCACAAAUUAAAAAUUAAUCCUUUGUUCACUUACCUACUUAGACUGUGGUAUAGAUAUUUUACUAUGUUAAUAAUAAUUUGUGUUCUAUUUGUCGUUGGCGGUUGUAAUUAGUUAUGAUUUUAAUUUUUAACGGUUUUAGAAUUUUAUAUUUUAGACUAAAUUAUACUCAAAAGACAAUGUUGAAUAUCGCGUUAUUCUACAUGUAUAUGUUUAAAUCUUAUAGUAAUUUGUUCAAUAAAUUCAGUUAUUGACUUAAACAAAUUAUUUACAAGGGCCUUAAAAUUAAAUAAAAAAAAACGGUACCACUUAUUUCUCGUUAACAAAAAUCCAAAUAUUGAGUACUGGAAUUUUAUUGACUUGCCUGUGUCGCUAUUUAUGGUUUUUACAUUCCCCUUUACUUAACUUUUUUGCUUUGCAAUUUACAAUAAAUAUGCAUUUGUAAGUUAAAACCUA
Molecule: messenger RNA, 2738 nt
Organism: Anastrepha obliqua
Lineage: Eukaryota; Metazoa; Arthropoda; Insecta; Diptera; Tephritidae
Product: ADP-dependent glucokinase
Exons: 4
Coding region: 505-2004 (499 amino acids)
Biological process (GO): glucose metabolic process
Cellular component (GO): endoplasmic reticulum
Molecular function (GO): ADP-specific glucokinase activity
Source: RefSeq, a predicted model, not a curated record